UACCAUUUUCAAACGGACUUUUUUCAAUCAGUAAAAAACUGAGAUACAGAAUGCGAUUCUCCAUCCUUGUGUUGCCGCUAGUGCUUUUAAUGAUUAACAUUGAUGAUGCAGAAAGUGUGAACACUACGCAACGGUACUUCAUAACGAUAGAUAUUGGCAAUGCAAGAGUUAACGGACAGUACGGCGUAGACAAUAGGAGGAGCUUGAAUCUGAUUGAGAAUACCCUGUGUGAAACAAGACCUCCGCGUAAUUCUGAAAACCCUGUCACGUGCUUUCUCAAAUUUAAGAUUGUUGGGGAGCCAAGAGUAUUUGUUGUGGUUGACGUCCUUGACAGUAUGGAAUUAGAACGUCGACUUAGAUCGUUAAUUCGUUCCAGUACUUUCCGGUACGAAUCUGAGCCUCUCAUAGAUUACGUCAAAUUUGCAACAGAAAUCCUUGGAAUUGAUCCUACAUUGGCUGUGCUUGAAGGCAAUACCCUUAGAAAUAUUCCAGAAGCCCUUUGGUGUGAAUUCAACAUUAAUUUCGGUGACAAAAAUGCCACGGAAAUACUGUCAAUCUGGAAACAAGAGGCGGAAGUGGUGUUUCAAGCCAGGAAAUCUGGUACUCCGACAGAAGUAUUCAAAACACUCGGCGAACGAACGGUACAUUUGAUGGUAGAAAUGGACGCUACCGCAUUUGAUCAGCUAUUGUUUGGAACACCCUUCAACCAGCAGAUCCCAAAUACACUUUCAACCACGUGCAAAACCAUCGUCAGCUUUGAUAAGGUUCUCCGUCCGUGACACUGUAGCUACAGAUGCAACUGUGGUUUUGAAACAUCUUGAAGGUCAUUAAAAUAACUAAUCGACUGAA
Messenger RNA from Mercenaria mercenaria, 849 nucleotides. RefSeq lists its product as uncharacterized. The transcript is spliced from 7 exons. The record is from RefSeq and is a predicted model, not a curated record. The coding region runs from base 51 to 779 and encodes 242 amino acids. NCBI's taxonomy places the organism in Eukaryota, Metazoa, Mollusca, Bivalvia, Venerida, Veneridae.